UAUGGCGGCUGCUACUGCUGAUGUCCUUGUCCCGAGGCUGGACGAAAAGCACGAGGAACUACAAGAGAAGAAGCAGAAGAUGACAGAUGAAGAAAGACAAGAGGAAGAAGACGUCCCCUAUCGCGAGAAAGUUGGCUUACCUUUGGAUGAUGAACUUCAAGAGAAGAAGCAGAAGAAGACAGAUGAAGAAAAACAAGACGUCCCAUAUCUUAGUGACGAUGACGAUGAUGAUUGUUUUCCUGGUGAGCUCCCUGAGAUGACCCGUGCAGAAUUGGCUUUGUAUCAUCAACAGGUUGAAGAAAGCGGGGGCUUUGAUGUUGACGACUUCUCCCACUCUUUCGCAUGCGGUAGAAUUGAGACGAUGGGAUUCAGGGGGGUCAUUGAUGAUGCUGAUAAGAAAGAACUUGGUGAAUAUUCUAUGGAAGCAAUCCACAAGUACAACACUGAUGAGAAGAAGAACUUUAAGUUCAAGGAGGUGGUGAAGGCAAAUGUGCAGUGCGUUGAGGGCCUCAUGUAUUAUAUUACCUUCAAUGCUGAGAAUGCUUCUACUGCUACUAUUGAAACCUUUCAAGCUGAAGUGUGGAGAGGAAUUGGAUUUGUAGAGGUCACAUCUAUUAGGGUAAAGCCCAUCUCUAUCUCCAAGCAAGGAAAUGAAGACUUGGCAAUAUGCUGUUCGCAAAGUUCAUGAAGGUUGCUGGCAGUAUUUUUCUAUCUAAGUCAAAUGGAGGGAAAACACUUUUUAAGUCUGAAUUUAAUAUUAUGUAUGGUAAGUUUAGGUUGAUAUUA
This is a messenger RNA of Quercus robur (English oak), 786 nucleotides long. RefSeq lists its product as uncharacterized. The transcript has 4 exons. The record is from RefSeq and is a predicted model, not a curated record. Gene Ontology annotation, molecular function: cysteine-type endopeptidase inhibitor activity. Lineage: Eukaryota; Viridiplantae; Streptophyta; Magnoliopsida; Fagales; Fagaceae. Bases 2 to 688 code for a protein of 228 amino acids.